This is a messenger RNA of Scophthalmus maximus (turbot), 3171 nucleotides long. Its product is annotated as neurogenic differentiation factor 2-like. Gene Ontology annotation, molecular function: protein dimerization activity. Bases 736 to 1842 code for a protein of 368 amino acids. The record is from RefSeq and is a predicted model, not a curated record. Gene Ontology annotation, biological process: regulation of DNA-templated transcription; nervous system development. The transcript has 2 exons. Lineage: Eukaryota; Metazoa; Chordata; Actinopteri; Pleuronectiformes; Scophthalmidae.
UAUUAUUAUUAUUAGUAUUAUUAGUAUUAUCUCCAACGAUCUAUAUCUCGUCAGUAACGCCGCUCGUUGCUGCUGCUGCUGCUGCUGCUGCUGCAUUUUGGAUCCGCGACCAACGAGUUGUGUGUUUUUCUUUCAUUGAUUAUUUUAUAUAUUUAACGAGGGCUAAAAGGGAACACGCGAAAAAAGAAGUGCGUUUCGCAAUCACGCACUCGUGCAUACUGAAUCACGUGUGAAAUCUAUUUCGUGUAAGCUGCACGCUCUGUUAAUUAAACGUUGUUGUGUAGUGGGGGGGUUUUUUUCUUUCUUUCUUUCUUCCCUUUCCUCUCCUUCCUUCUAAUUGAGGCAAACCCUCCUGAGCCCGAGAUUUUAAAAACGAGAUUUUGCCCCUGGCACAGCCCCCGAGGUAAUUAACCAACCAUCACAGACUGCGGGUCUCUAUCAGCUGCUGGGUGAGACGGUGCGACCGGAGGUGGGGAGUGGGACGUGUUGUGGGGGGCGAGGGGAGGUCGGACAGCAUCAGACCUCGUCUUCCUUUUUACCGGGAUGCAUCCGCUUUUAUUGACCAAGCGGCAGGACGAUCGGUUCAUAGUUUCUUCUUCUUCUUUUGUUUCUUUCUCCAGAUGUUACCGGUUAAUGUUAGGGUUUUUGAUUAAGUGUUGCUUGUUAUAGUGAGCUAAUAAUAGUUGGAUCGUGCCUCGUUAACAGCUGCGGCCAGGAGGGAUUUGGAGAGCCACGAUGUUGACGAGGCUGUUCAGUGACCCCUCGCUGCUGCCCGAGGUGCAGAAGUACUCCGGCUGGGCGGAGGACAGCGAAGACGACGAGUCCAAGAUCAAGGACGACGACCAGGACGCCCGGGACGACAUGGAGGCCUCCGAGCUGAGGGGGCUCGGCGGCAGCCGCACGCACUCCGAGCACGCCGGGGAGGACGACCUGGACGACGACAUGGACGACGACGACGACGACGUGGAGGACGAGGACGACGGGGGGGAGGACACGGAGGGGGACAGGCCCAAGAAGAGGGGCCCCAAGAAGCGCAAGAUGACGCCGGCCCGCAUCGAGCGCUCCAAAAUGCGACGGACGAAGGCGAACGCGCGCGAGCGGACCCGCAUGCACGACCUGAACUCCGCGCUCGACAAUCUGCGCAAGGUGGUGCCGUGCUACUCCAAGACGCAGAAACUGUCCAAGAUCGAGACGCUGCGCUUGGCCAAGAACUACAUCUGGGCCCUGUCGGAGAUACUGCGCUCCGGGAAGAGGCCCGACGUCGUGGCCUACGUGCAGACGCUGUGCAAGGGACUCUCCCAGCCCACCACCAACCUCGUGGCCGGGUGCCUGCAGCUCAACUCCCGCAACUUCCUGACCGAGCAGCAGUGUCAGGACGGGGCCAGGUACGGCUCCGGCUCCUUCUCCAUGCACUCCUACCCCUACCAGUGCGCGCGUCUGUCCAGCCCCCACUGCCAGCCGGGCUCGAACUCGCACGCGCUGAGGACGCCGCACGGCUACUGCGCGCCUUACGACUCUCUGUACGGCGGGAGCGGGUCCCCGGAGUACAACAGCCCCGAGUACGAGGGGCCCCUCAGCCCGCCCGUGUGCAUCAACGGCAACUUUUCCCUGAAGCACCAGGGCCCCGCGUCGCCCGACAACGAGAAGGGAUACCACUACUCUAUGCAUUACUCCGGCCUGCCCGCGGGCUCCAGACCCGCCGGGGCCCCCAACCUGGUGUUCGGCUCCACGGGGGCCCGGAGCGGCAUUCACUCUGAGAACGCCCUGCCUUACCACGACAUGCACUUACACCACGAGCGGGCCCCCGCGUACGACGAACUGAACGCGUUUUUUCACAAUUGAAAUUGAAUCUGUGCGUAAUCCUUGCAAUCAACAAUCGACCCACGGCUGCACACACACACACACACACACACACACUUCUUAUUUUGACAAGCUCGACAGCCCCCGCCACGACUCGGCCAUUCUGGAGACACGUGUCACUCGUCGUCGUUGCUGAUUUUUUUCCUUAAUUUACUCAUAUUUAAACUUCUGGUUUGCUGUAGUCAGGGAUGAAGUGGAGGACGAUCCACAGUCCUAUAAUAGAAAUUAUCCGUUUUUUUAAGGCUGACAUUAAAUAUGUGAAAGGGAAAUUUGAUGAAACAAAUCACAUUACGACCCAAGGAAUAAGGGGAUUUUAAAAUAUCAAUGUUUUGAAAGUGUGAAUUGUGUUUGUAUUGGUGGUUGUUUUGCGGUUUUUUUUUAUGACAGGAAGUCAAAGUUUACCCACUUAUUGAUCGGCCACCGACACGUCACUGGCGUUCAGCUGCACACAAGACAUGUAGACGGUGGUUGAAAGGAAAUUAAUGAACGAGCUAAUAUUAUUUCGCCUGGACGUGAGGAGGGUCGUUUAGUUGUUUUUUUUUUGGGGGGGGGGGGGGGGGGGGGGGGGGGGGUGUGUGAAGAAAUGCAGAGGCAAGUGUUGAAUCGAGAGAAGUGUGCUUGUUGGGUAAUUGUUGUUUCAGACAAAUCGGUUUUCUCAAGCAAAUCAAAUUCCAGUUGUUUCACAUCUAUGCAAAAACCCAACGAGACCAGAGAGAGGCGAGGCAACAAGGCCCGGAAAGACACCGUGUGUGUUUCAUCAGCACUGCUGUUGCACGUGCACGCGCGCGCGCACACACACACAUGCGCACACACACAUGCACACACACAAACACACACACACACACACACACACGCGCUUGCACAAUUGAAUCAACACCCAAUCAACCUCGCUGUGUGUUUUAACUCAUAAAGAAGAAGAAGAAGAAGAAGAAAAAUCAUCUCAAAACAAUGAAAUCAUCUCAUUUUCGUUUCUUUACUCUAAUUUAUUCGUGUAUUAUCUUAAUUAUUAUGCCACUUGAGCCAUUGCACUGUAUUUUUUAAAUUUCUAAAUUACAUUUUGAUUCAGUAUUUAAAUUUUUAUUUGCAAUCUGCUGUUGAAUAAUUUAUUAUUAUUAUUAUUAUCAUCAUUAUUAUUAUUGCACGUAUUUAUUGUGUUGUUUUUGUAACUAAUGUUGAAAGUCUCUAUGGAAACGAAGGGAUACAUGUGUUGCUGGUCUUUUUCUUUUUUUUUCCUUUUUCAUAAAAUUCAAGUCUUUCAACUUUGUAUUCAACAAACUGUGUGGUCAAAUAAAAUGACAAUAAAUGAAACUG